Molecule: messenger RNA, 432 nt
Organism: Rangifer tarandus platyrhynchus (Svalbard reindeer)
Lineage: Eukaryota; Metazoa; Chordata; Mammalia; Artiodactyla; Cervidae
Source: the annotation of a GenBank genome assembly
AUGUCCCCCAAGCUUGGCCAAAGCUUGGAUCUACUAGGGGUGUCGGAAUACGAACCACACCCAUGCUGGGGUGUCCCCAUUUCCCUCCCCACCAGCCAUCUGCCCCUUCUUCUGCACAGAACUGUUUUCUGCCUUCUUUGGAGGAACGAAUGGUCUGAAAUACUGAACUGGAAAAAGUGCUCCAGGCACACAUUUGACUCCCCGGGUCCCCAUGGCAGUUAUUUAUUGAGGGAGGAAGAUGAGCCAGACUAUGCAUUUGUUAUGUCAUUAGUUCUCCCCACAACCCCCAGGGAUGGAGGGAGAGUGGAACUUCAUCUCACAGAGGAGAUUAAAAAUGCUCAGUGGCUGUUCAAGGUCACACCCCUGCUAAGUGACAGAUCUGAAUCACUGGGCUCCUCACUGGAGCCCUCUCUCUUCUGCCAGAGAUGCUGA